Molecule: messenger RNA, 450 nt
Organism: Emiliania huxleyi CCMP1516
Lineage: Eukaryota; Haptophyta; Isochrysidales; Noelaerhabdaceae
Exons: 1
Biological process (GO): tRNA methylation
Cellular component (GO): cytoplasm; nucleus
Molecular function (GO): tRNA binding; tRNA (cytidine-N5)-methyltransferase activity
Source: RefSeq, a predicted model, not a curated record
AUGGGCGCCAGCGACCUCCGAGGAGUCACUAACGACGCCUUCUCUGCCUACUACAAGCAGCAGCUUGGGCUGACCGAUCAGGAGUGGAGCGCUUUGGAGGCGUGCCUCCGCUCGCCUCUGCCUGUCACCUGGCGCUUCAGCGGCAACGACGAGCGUGCGAUCAGCCUUCGGGCCAGCAUGGAGCAGAGCCUCCUCCCGCUACUGAACGAGCAGCCAACGUCGCUGCCGUGGUAUCCUGAUCGGCUCGGUUGGCAGUUUGGCGUCUCGCGGGCGUGGCUGCGCGGCAAGGACCGCCCAGGCGAGGGCCCGGAGGGCCCGGAGGCGGCGGCGGCGGCGGCUCCUCGCUCGACGUCCAUCAAGGCGUUCCACGCAUGGCUGCUCCGCGAAAGCUCUCUCGGCAACCUGCAGCGGCAGGAGGCGGUGUCGAUGGUGCCGCCGCUCUUGCUCGAC